This is a messenger RNA of Morone saxatilis (striped sea-bass), 2767 nucleotides long. Its product is annotated as snake venom 5'-nucleotidase-like. Bases 38 to 1768 code for a protein of 576 amino acids. The record is from RefSeq and is a predicted model, not a curated record. Lineage: Eukaryota; Metazoa; Chordata; Actinopteri; Moronidae. The transcript has 9 exons. Gene Ontology annotation, cellular component: plasma membrane. Gene Ontology annotation, biological process: AMP catabolic process. Gene Ontology annotation, molecular function: metal ion binding; nucleotide binding; 5'-nucleotidase activity.
UACUAGUCCCUGGUGCGUUUUUACGCACAGCGCCACGAUGAGGGUCCGGACGUCUCGGUGCGCUCUCUUCACCUCCUCUCUCUGCCUCUUUCUGCUUUUAAAGUGUUCCGGCACAGUGUCGACUUUCGAGGUGACACUGCUUCACACCAACGACAACCAUGCACGGAUCGAGGAGACCAGCAAGGACUCGGGAAAGUGUUCAUCCGGGGAUCCUUGCUUCGCUGGGGUCGCCAGGAGGUUCACUAAAGUAACGGAGAUCCGGAAAAAGGAGAAGAAUGUGUUGUUGCUGGAUGCUGGAGACCAGUUUCAGGGAACUGUCUGGUUCAACUACUACAAAGGCGCCGAAGCAGCAUACUUCAUGAACAAACUUGGUUAUGAUGUUAUGGCUUUUGGAAACCAUGAGUUUGACAAUGGGGUGGAGGGUCUGAUCCAGCCCUUCCUCCAGAAUGUUAAUUGCACUGUGGUGAGUGCUAACAUAAAGCCUGACCAGACUAUGGCUGCAAAUCUCAGUUCUUACUACCAGCCUUACACAGUCAUAAAAGUGGGCUCAGAGAGCGUAGCUGUGGUCGGCUACACCACCGCAGAGACCCCCUUCUUAUCCAUGCCAGGUCCACAUCUAAAGUUUGAGGACGAGGUGAAGGCACUUCAGAUUGAGGUUGAUAAACUGAAAACUUUGGGCUACAAUAAGAUCAUUGCCCUGGGCCACUCCGGCUUUGACGUGGAUAAAAAAAUCGCCAAGAAUGUGAGAGGGGUUGACGUCGUUAUUGGAGGACACACCAACACAUUCCUCUAUACUGGAGACCCCCCAUCCACUGAAAUACCAGCAGGUCCGUACCCUUUUAUGGUGAGGUCUGAUGACGGGAGAGAUGUGCCAGUGGUCCAGGCUUAUGCCUUUGGGAAGUACCUCGGAUAUCUGAAAGUUACCUUUGAUAAGGCGGGGAAUGUGAUAAAAGCUGUUGGAAACCCCAUCCUAAUGGACAGCAGCAUACUUCAAGACCCAAAAAUCCUCGCUGACAUCAGGGAAUGGAAGAAAGAUUUGGCUCAGUACUCCUCCCAGUAUGUGGGACAAACCUUAGUCUACCUCAAUGGGACGUUUGAAGAGUGUCGAUUUCGGGAGUGUAAUCUUGGAAACCUGAUCUGUGAUGCCAUGAUUUAUCACAAUAUAAAGUAUUCAAGUGACCUGCAGUGGAAUCAUGUGGGCGUAUGUAUGCUGAACAGCGGGGCCAUACGGACAGCUAUAGACGAACGCUACAAAAAUGGUUCCAUUACUAUGGAGGAGAUCCUCACUGUCUUACCAUUUGGAGGAACCUUUGACUUGGUCCAGAUAAAAGGAUCAACGGUGAAAAAGGCAUUUGAACACUCCAUUCACAGAUAUGGAAGCAUGUCUGGAGAAUUUCUUCAAGUCUCAGGCAUUCGUGUUAAGUAUGACGUCUCCAAACCAGUGAACCAGCGUGUAGUGUCUCUGUCCAUGCUCUGCACUCAGUGCCGCGUUCCCAAGUAUGAACCGCUGGAACCGGAGAAGACGUACACAGUGGUCAUGCCUUCAUACAUGGUGAGCGGAGGCGAUGGCUUUACCAUGAUUAAGGACGGGUUAAUGAAGCAUAACACAGGUGAUAUGGACAUAUCUGUUUUUUCCAAAUACAUCAUGGACAUGAAGCGAGUGUACCCCGCAGUGGAAGGCCGGAUCACGUUCAGGAACUCAGCUGUCUUUACUGCCCACAGCCUUGGCUUGUUGCUGCUGAGUUUAAUGCUGUCCCUAACCCUUUGAUUGGCUUAGUGCACUCUGGGUCGAUGUGAUAAACUGAAGGGAAAGUUUGGCUGCUUGGAAACUCCUCUGGGACCUGGUUAACUGCCUUUCAAUCUCGCUGCCUUUGACGAUAACAUAAAGACAACAUGAUGCCAGAUUCAGCCUCAGUGUAUAAUCAGUAUCCAGGCAGGAAUUUAUUUUAUCCCAAAAAUCCGCUGAUUAUAAGGACUGGGGACAAGUUCUAUAUAACAAGCUUUUACACUCAACUUUGCAAGAACUUAAAUAUGAAAACAGUAAAUAUGUAUUUUCAAAUUUACCAAUGCUUAAAAGUGCAUGUAAGUAUUUUUUAAAAUGAAUGUAUGAAUGUCUAAAAAUGUCUCAAACACACAAUGUUUCAUUAUAUGUGUAUAAAGAGUUUCUCAGUGACAUAAUGAACAGAGGGAAGCUUCUAUAUCUCUUCCUUCCAUCACUGAGUAGCAAUGAAUGGAAAAAAGCAUUUAUGCACCUGAACAUGCCUAUAUAUACUGUUUGAUUGCAAUUUUGUAGACCGUCUUUCAUCUUAAACUCAAACACAUUUCAUUUGGCACUUAUUCAGAUAAAGAUAUCAUAUCAUUUAUUAUUAUUAUUAUCUAUUAUCUAUCUAUUUGUGUAUGUUCAUGAAGUAAAUCAAGAUACAGAAAGAAAUGUAUUGCCACAUCAAUAUAUUGUAUAGAUAUGAUGCCAGUUCUGCCAGUGUUUCGUUUUGUCUCAUGACCUCUACCUUUCUGAGCCUCUCCUGAAUACCUCAGUAGGCAUAUUCAUCUAUGCAGAGAAAAAGCAGCUAGAGCUGAUAAAUAAAACACUUGCAGAAGUUCUUCUGUUUUUGUCAUCACAUAUGCUUGCUGCCUUUGUUUACUCCAGAGUCACCUUUAUGAAGUACUUAUGAAGUAUCCUGUAAGCUUGUUAGAAUAAAGUGUAAAAGGAAAUGGAAGGCAUUUUCUCAGGUACUUUUUCUAAGUAUUGAAAAAUAAAUGGCAUCAU